Molecule: messenger RNA, 588 nt
Organism: Apiotrichum porosum
Lineage: Eukaryota; Fungi; Basidiomycota; Tremellomycetes; Trichosporonales; Trichosporonaceae
Gene: MSRB2
Product: Peptide methionine sulfoxide reductase B2, chloroplastic
Exons: 6
Coding region: 1-588 (195 amino acids)
Biological process (GO): protein repair; response to oxidative stress
Molecular function (GO): peptide-methionine (R)-S-oxide reductase activity
Source: RefSeq, a predicted model, not a curated record
AUGCGCCCAACCCUCACAACCCACCUCACCCGUAUUGCCCAUCUCUCCCGCACCGUCGCCCCCCGUCGCGCAUCUGCAGUCCUCAGCCACGCCGCCCGUCGUCCAGUUACCGCAGCUACAUCUCUUGUUGUCACCUCGGCCAGCAUCCUCCCUGGAUCCCUCUUCUCCACCUCUGCCCCCACCAUGACCAACGUCCAGAAGACUGAUAGCGAGUGGAGGGCUCAGUUGAGUCCUGAGCAGUUCCGUGUUCUCCGCCAGGCGGGCACUGAGCGUCCCGGCUCGCACCCGUACGACAAGAAGCAGGACACUGGCGUGUACCACUGCGCCGGCUGCGACGCUGCCCUGUAUACCUCCAAGACCAAGUUCAACUCGGGCUGCGGCUGGCCCGCGUUCUUCGACACUGUUCCCGGCGCCGUGGUCCGUCGCGAGGACAGCAGUAUGGGUGUUGUGCGCACAGAGAUUGUGUGCGCUAACUGUGGUGGACACCUUGGCCAUGUCUUCAAGGGCGAAGGUUUCUCCACCCCGACCGACGAGCGGCACUGCGUCAACGGCAUCUCGCUCAACUUUAAGGAGGACGAGGGCAAGUAA